AGGAUUUGGAAGAUCCCUUGCACCAAGCCGAAGGUCAGCUCUUGGGCACGACCUUACAGUUGGUUUCCAUCUCCCUUUUGGGUUUUUUCAUCUCAGUGGUGGCGGUGCCGCUACUUCGUUUGACGGUGGGAUCGAGCAUGGGCGCCUGGUGCGGACAUUUUCGAGGAGUCUUGCGGGAAUGGCGAAAGAGAUGGCGGGAUGAGGCUACAGAGGAGGAAGGUGCUGCAGACUUAGAGGCGGCAACGCCGAUGUCGCAGCUGUCGCGCCGCGUGUCCAACGCGUCCUUCGGCAUCGGCUCCGGCGCCGUGUCCCGCGCCACGUCGAACGCCUCGCGCGGCUCGUCGCGGCCACGGCGGAACUCCACCGAGGGGUCGCUCGCCACGCGGCGAACCUCCAGGGCAUCCCUGGGCUCAGUUGAGUCCCUAUCAUCCAAUAGCCGGAAGCGUUGGUGGAAGCGUCUUCAAAUGAAGCUCUUUCCCACGAAGCGCAAGCGUCGAAGAAGAGCUUCGCGCCUUGAGGAUACCGCGUACGACUUGUCCAAAUUCGAGGAUGCCAAUCUUCGGGCCAUGGCAGCCACCAUGGAGCCCAUGUCAACCUUUAGCCCGAUGCAGGUGCGCAAUCUGCACGUGGCUCAUUUGCCGUCUGCGGUGACUGCCGCGCCACCCACGCAGCUGGCGCCGUACCUUCCAGGCACUCCAUCAGGUAUCUACUCUGAGCCCAUGUCUGAGAUGGACUAUGGUCGCAGCCGGCCACUGAGCAGAGAAUCCAAUGGAAGAUUGGAAAAUGAGCGAUAUGAGAGAUAGAUGUUCCUGCACCAAGCAGGGCAGCUAGGCAACCGCGUUACUUGGCAAGGUACCAUCAUCUGAC
Cladocopium goreaui is the source of this 867-nucleotide messenger RNA. The record is from the annotation of a GenBank genome assembly. NCBI's taxonomy places the organism in Eukaryota, Dinophyceae, Suessiales, Symbiodiniaceae.